AUGGACUACUCGUAUCUGAAUCAGGCCGCGGCCGCGGCAGCGGCCGGCUUCGAAGCCUCCAGCUGCGCUUUGGCCGCCGGCGAGAUGCAGUGUAGUUACGGAGAUCUGAGCUCGUGCUCGCAGAUGAGUCAAGCGGCCUAUCGUUACACCGCGGCACGAGCUGCCGGAUAUCCCGGUAAUGCGGCCGCUGCCGCCGGUGCUGCGGCCGGUGGCACGCCACUCACGGCCCAUCACACUGCGCACCCCCAUGCCCACGCGCACCAUGGGGCCCACUCGACCCCCUGCUCCGUAAUGGCUGCCAGGUCCCAGGAAGUCCAUCGGCACGCCGCCUCCAUUUUCCCAUCGGCUAUCAAUCUUCAGAGCGGUUUGGGAUAUAAAGCUUACUCAGGGCACGAUGGCCUCGCGGAGAAGAGAAAACAACGUCGGAUACGAACGACAUUUACGUCGGCUCAACUGAAAGAAUUGGAACGUGCAUUCCAGGAGACACAUUAUCCAGACAUUUACACUAGAGAAGAGAUUGCUAUGAAGAUCGACCUGACGGAAGCUAGAGUGCAGGGCUGGGAACGAGAGACGAUUCCGGGAGUCGAGGGGUUGCUGCAGUUGGUGGCACGGAGGGAUGUGUGUGUGUGUCUGUGUGAAAUGGGGAAAACAUUCGCCCGGGUUCUGGUGGCUAGUGUCGGGGCUGGGCUGAUACACAAGGGGCCCAUGCCAGAGUGUGCGCUGGUAUGGUUCCAGAAUCGGCGAGCGAAAUUUCGCAAGCAGGAGAGGUUGGCUCAGCAGAAGUCUACGUCGCAAAGUGGCAUCGGGGUCGACAGCGGCGCGUCCAGCCCCGUGGCCGGUACAGUGAAGGCGGAAGGACGGUCGCCGAGGAGUCCGGCGACACCACCCGGUGGCUCGAACAGCGUGCUUUCGUCGAAUGAGAUCAAGCCGAUCGCUAACCAGAAUCUGGUGAAUGUGAAGCACAAUACGGAUGGCACAAGCGACGGCUCGCCCAACGCUCGGGGAAACAGCGGCGGCGGCGGUACCUGGGGCUCCUGCAGUCCCAGGCCCUUCUCGGCGGCCCUGCCACCCUAUCUGUUAGAUCCGCUGCCGCUGAAAACCGCGAAUCUUUACUAA
Molecule: messenger RNA, 1116 nt
Organism: Cyphomyrmex costatus
Lineage: Eukaryota; Metazoa; Arthropoda; Insecta; Hymenoptera; Formicidae
Product: homeotic protein ocelliless
Exons: 4
Coding region: 1-1116 (371 amino acids)
Biological process (GO): regulation of transcription by RNA polymerase II
Molecular function (GO): RNA polymerase II transcription regulatory region sequence-specific DNA binding; DNA-binding transcription factor activity, RNA polymerase II-specific
Source: RefSeq, a predicted model, not a curated record